CGUUUGAGCAAACCAAACGCGAAGAAGUGAAUGGAUGCACAGUGUAGUGUCUUUGCAGGUGUGUCGGAAAAGAGAAGACCAUGAAUGCCUAUUUCACUAUUCAGUGAUCGUUUCAACGUUGCUGUGGACUUAGUUAUGUGUUUUGACGCUAACCAUGCUUUCUUUUCAUGAAUUACAUCUUGUGUAAUUGGUAUAGGACGCUCUUCUCAUAAAACUUAAAAAAGAUGUGUGCCAAAAGAAUGUCAACCUCAGAUGUUCCUCAGAAAAAAAAAAUUAUUCCAGGAUAAAGUCUGAUAUCUAAACUAUGUUGCCUAAAAGGUAGUCAGUUAACACAGACUAACAAUAUGGAUAUUGAAGCAGGAUACGGGUACACCAGUAUCCAAAAAUCAAUGUACAAUAUGAACAAAUCAACUAUUGAAAAUGGCUCUCAAGCAGUAAGAGCUGAAGGGCAAUUACGUAUGGAAGAAAAGAAAUUUCUAUUGGUUGUUGAAAGAGGAGAUGUUGCAUCAGUUAGAAGGUACUUGCAAACAGCAAAGGAAACUGGGAAUAUUGACUUUAACUGCGUUGAUCCUCUGGGUCGAUCAGCCUUACUAAUGGCUAUAGAAAACGAGAACCUGGAAAUGGUGGAAUUACUGCUAGAGUUCAAAGUUGAAACAAAAGAUGGUUUAUUACAUGCUAUUAGUGAGGAGUACGUGGAAGCUGUGGAACUGCUGCUAGACCAUGAAGAUGCGACACAUACACCUGGGGAACCACAUAGUUGGGAAGCUAUUGACAGAGAUACAGCUACCUUCACUCCUGACAUCACGCCUUUGUGUUUGGCAGCUCAUAGAGACAAUUACGAAAUUUUGAAAAUUUUGUUGGAUAGAGGUGCCAAAUUUCCAGUUCCUCACGACGCACGAUGUGGUUGCAAAACAUGUAUGGAGUCCAGUUUAGAAGACAGUUUAAGACACUCCAGAUCUAGGAUCAAUGCCUACCGUGCUCUUGCCGCUCCGUCUAUGAUUGCACUUUCUAGCAAAGAUCCUAUACUAACUGCAUUUGAAUUAAGUUGGGAAUUAAGGCGACUGAGUUUCAUGGAGCAUGAAUUUAAAUCCGAGUACCAGGAAUUGAGACGACGGUGUCAAAAUUUUGCCACAGCUUUAUUGGACCACACAAGAACUACGUACGAACUUGAAGUUCUAUUAAAUUACGACCCCAGCGGUCCUGCAUUUGAACAUGGUGAUCGGAUGAAUCUCAGUCGACUCAAACUAGCAAUCAAGUACAAGCAGAAAAAAUUUUGUGCUCAUUCCAACGUUCAGCAGCUUUUAGCUUCUCUGUGGUAUGAGGGUCUUCCAGGAUUUCGGCGAAAAAAUGUUGUGUUGCAGUCGCUUGAAAUCUGCCGCAUUGGCACGUUGUUCCCAGUAUAUUCGAUCGCCUACAUCCUCGCUCCUCACUCUUUUUACGGACGUAUAAUCAGACGGCCAUUUAUAAAAUUUAUAUGUCACUCCGCCUCAUAUAUCACCUUUCUAUUUUUGCUCAUUCUUGCAUCACAGCGGAUAGAAACUGUGUUGGUAGAUUUGUUUGGAUCAGAGGAAGCAAAGAGACGCAUGCGAAGUGAGGUCAUCACAAAAAGAGGAGCGCCACCUAGUGUCGUAGAAUGGAUGAUUCUUGCAUGGGUUUUAGGUUUAAUAUGGAGUGAAAUUAAGCAACUGUGGGAUUAUGGUCUGAUAGAGUACGUAAAUGAUAUGUGGAAUAUCAUAGACUUUAUAACAAACUCAUUAUACGUCGCCACAGUAGCGUUACGAAUUGUAGCCUAUUUCCAGGUACAAAAAGAAAUAGCUCUGAAAACGGGAACGGCUUUUCUUCCUCGUGAACGCUGGGAUGCAUGGGAUCCAAUCUUGAUAUCUGAGGGACUAUUUGCAGCAGCAAACAUAUUCAGCUCUUUAAAACUGGUGUAUAUAUUCUCGGUAAAUCCGCACUUAGGACCACUUCAAAUUUCUCUUGGACGAAUGGUUAUUGACAUCCUUAAGUUUCUUUUCGUCUAUACCCUGGUGUUGUUUGCCUUCGCUUGCGGUUUAAACCAGCUUCUGUGGUAUUAUGCCGAAAUGGAGAGACAGACAUGUCAUAAAAGCUUACACAACCUUUACAAAAAAUCCGAUUCAGGGGCAUGUCUGACAUGGAGGCGAUUUGCUAACUUGUUUGAGUCCUCCCAGACUUUAUUCUGGGCAAGUUUUGGCCUUAUCGAUCUGGAUAAUUUUGAGUUGACCGGAAUCAAAAGCUAUACUCGUUUCUGGGGGAUGCUGAUGUUUGGCUGCUAUUCAGUCAUUAACAUCGUCGUGCUUCUCAAUCUUCUCAUCGCCAUGAUGAACCAUUCCUACCAAAUGAUAUCAGAGCAAGCUGACACGGAAUGGAAGUUUGCUAGAAGUAAACUGUGGAUGAGUUUUUUUGAAGAUGGGGGAACAGUACCGCCUCCAUUUAAUAUAAUACCAACGCCCAAAAGUAUUUAUUAUCUUUUUCGGUGGAUGUUUAGGAAAUUUUGUGGCCAUUCUCGUUCUGCAAAAAUCGAGCAUCUGAAAACUAUAAGGCGCAAGGCCAAGCAAGCUAAUGAAAGAGACAUUCGAUAUCAAACGAUAAUGCGGAAUCUCGUCCGUCGGUAUGUUACUAAGGAACAGAGAAAAGCAGACAACCAAGGAGUGACAGAAGACGAUGUGAACGAAAUAAAACAAGAUAUUUCCUCUUUUCGCUACGAACUUAUAGAAAUUCUGAAAAAUAGCGGCUUCAACACUUCAUCAGCAAAAGAUCAAACAAAGGGAGGUGGAGGAAAGAAAGGCCGGCAGAAAGAAAGGCGACUUAUGAAAGGUUUCAAUAUCGGACUGGUAGAAGGUUCAUUACCGACAAUUCAUGGCCUUAACUUGUCGAAAAAGUCAGCGGUUAAUAGAAUCACUCGCUUGGCUAGAAUGUCCAGUGACAAGAGACACGUGAAACAAGGUAAAUGGAAGAAUUUCAUGGACGCAACACGAAGUGCUCGUGCUGCUUUUACCAGAAGUCGUAGCGAGGAGUCCAUUAGUAGUCAAGGGUCUUCAGGUCAACAAAGUCAAAUAGAAAUUUCCAGUGAAUCCAGCGUCAGCGUGAUGUUUACUCCAGAGUACGACAGUGAACAGGAAUCUAGGCCCGCCCACAGUCAAAAUCAAAGACUUGGUUGCACUGCUACUUCUGAUAUGCAGACAGAAGCCAAACGCUUAUCACGCCUGUCUCGAAAAUUUGGAAGUUUAUCAUUUAAUCCUUCCAAGCUACGUCUUGUGUUUCAGGACCAUAAUAAAUUCACGCCAAGGGUACAGUCCGUUCCGAAACUCUCAGGAUUUCCCGAGAAAAAGAAAGCAGAGAGAACAAUCAGUGCACCUAGUUCCAAAGUUACUGCAGUGCCUGCCAAGUCUGAACCCAACUCAUCAGAAGAAGGUAAACGACCAUCGACUACGUUGUCUCUUACCACUCCAAACGUUUCAGUAGAGCGAAAUCUCUCACCAAUUCAGAGUUAUGCUGGUUCAAAUUCCCAUACCCCGAAGACGUCUUUGACCAGAAUAUGCGAGUCAUCAGUCCUUCAAGAGUGUUCUUCCGAGGUUGUCACUGCGCCUCGUGACAAUGGUACUACGCUAAAUGAAAGGCUAAAUGAUCAACAACCACAAAUUACCAAAAGCACAACCUCCAACAUACAAAUACGUCAAAAUAGCAUGGCCGUUAGUCCCUCGAGCGAAAACACUGAUACAACUCCAACAGAAACGGUUUCUAAUAAGACUCUGAAUGGGUCAAUCGGGAUAAUGUCCCGAGUAUAUGGAAUAGAACCAGCAAAUAAACAAAUGUCUGUAGGAUGGAUAUGAUAGUUUAUUCAAAUUAGUGGCCUCAUCCGUCAUUACCUGUUUUCUUUUUAACUAUCUGUAUAAGUGUUAUAAGAAAAUUCUAAUUAGUUCAACAACAAAAAAGCUUUAAUCAAGUUAUUUGUAGAAGGUAUUCAUAAAUGCGCACUUCACUUCUGUAUUAAAUGUCGUUACUUUUUGUGAAUAAGAAAGGGUAAAAUGUAUAUAUGUUCAGAAUUACUGUCGCCUUAUUUUAGUGUUUCAAGCUUUUAUAAUAAUAGCUAAUGUAUACUCGUAAGGGUGUGUCUUUGAUUUAUAUAUAAAUUAUAUGAUCAUUUUAGAUUGAUUACAAUAAUCUUAAAAUGUUGUAUUUAAAAAAAAAGUCAAGAGACGACUUAAGAUCCAUUUACUGUUUCAGAACGCCCUGUCAAAAGUAACUAAUUUGUUACUUAUACUCUUUUAAUAAUACGAGCAUGCAUGUACAUUGUAAAAAGGUAUUCGAUACUGAGGCACAUCACCGUAUUUGAGAGUUCAUUAGUUACAGUUUUUUUUAAUAAUAUGAGCAUGCAUGUACAUUGUAAAAAGGUAUUCGAUACUGAGGCACAUCACCGUAUUUGAGAGUUCAUUAGUUACAGUUUUUUUUAAUGAAGACAGGCUCAUUGCAUUUUAUGCCUAUAGCUUAUUGUGUUGUAUAUUUUUCAGACAACUGCAAUUCGUUUGUAAGAGAGUUUUGAUUUUACAUAAUCGUUCACGUGAUAUUGCUAGUGUUUUGUGCUUCAUGUCUUUUAGAUAUAUUUUUGAAAAGUAUUUUCCAUUGGAUUAGUUUUUGCAGCUUCUACACAGUUUGUCAUAUAUUACUCAAUUGGUGACAUAUAUUACGUUGAUGUGACAUCAUUAAUUCCUCAUGUGAAACGUAACGAUGCUCAUUCUGCAUAAUUUGUUGGAACAUUACUGUUAGUCUCAGAAGGUUUGAGAACGAAAAGGAAAAAAAUCAUAAAAAUCAAAAUAACCGAACGUGCAUCAACUUUGUAUAUUUCGAAAAGUCUGUUAUUAUAAUCCAUUGUUUUAAAUAUUGCAAGUAUGGGUAAUUGAAAAUUAUAUUCGAUUGUUAAACUUCUAUCUUGUGAAGAUAUUGUAAUGAUAUAGAAACUGUAGGUUUUAAAUGAUGCUAAAACAAUUUCACAGCGUUAUAUGCUGUCAUUAAAUGUUGACAUUCAGAUUUAUGCUCUUUUUAUCAAAACACAAACUGGAACUUGUGAAUUUCAGUGAUACAUACUUUACAUUUUGAUUAUUGUAAAUAAAACUUAUUGCCCACAUAAAAGAAAUGACACUGUUCUGUACGAACUCUCGUACUAAUACGUGUUAUAAGUUUCGCUAGAAACGCAAUUUGUCACGGCUAUUUCAUUUUAUAAUUAACUAUUGUAAUUUUUAGUAACUUGAUUUUCCUUGCAUUAUAAAGAGCAUGCAAUUAAUUGACACAGUUAUUUGUAUUGUUCACAUAUCAGUUGAAAUAAACACAUUUAAGGUAAAAUUAGCUCUACUUAAUAUCAUAAAUAACAAUCAUAUAGGAUUGGAAUAUCUGAUAUAAAGAGCUUUCUCACACCAUCUCAUCACGAACAUUAUCAAAGCAAACGCACAGAUUGCUUAUCUUACAAUGUCAAAGUAUUUAUCUGAAAAGAAUUAACAUUCGUGAGUCAAUUAAGAUGGAAGAAUAAUUCAAUUAGUAAUGUUUCUAGUCCCUUAAACUUUCUUCGUUAUUUUAUAGUUUUCGUGGGUUUAUCUUUAGUAUUCGAUUGGAAAUGCAGUACAUUCUUAAGUUUUCAAGUUUCAAAUUAAUUCAACUACACGCCUGUUAA
Limulus polyphemus (Atlantic horseshoe crab) is the source of this 5683-nucleotide messenger RNA. Its product is annotated as transient receptor potential-gamma protein-like. Gene Ontology annotation, cellular component: membrane; cation channel complex. The record is from RefSeq and is a predicted model, not a curated record. The transcript is spliced from 15 exons. The coding region runs from base 345 to 3851 and encodes 1168 amino acids. Lineage: Eukaryota; Metazoa; Arthropoda; Merostomata; Xiphosura; Limulidae. Gene Ontology annotation, biological process: manganese ion transport; regulation of cytosolic calcium ion concentration; calcium ion transmembrane transport. Gene Ontology annotation, molecular function: protein binding; store-operated calcium channel activity; inositol 1,4,5 trisphosphate binding.